GCCACUUUAGCAAUGAGUACGUGAAAAUGUGGGCGCCUUUAUUCCUGAGUCUUUUAGUUACACUAAACUAUGGCCACAGUGCCAAAAUUUUGGGAGUGUUUCCCUUGUCGGCCCGCAGCCACUACAUCCUCGGUAGUUCUUUAAUGAAAGCCUUAGCAAACCGAGGUCACGACGUAACCGUCGUCAGUCCUUUCUCGGAAAAACAUCCACCCAAAAAUGGAACCUAUCGGGACAUUAUUCUAACAGGAUUCGCCGAAGAGCAUGACAAAAAAAUCAAACAACUGAAUAUGUUCGGUAAGCGCAAAAUGCACCCGACUAUCAUGGUACCUUUGAUGUCCCAUUUCAUGGUGGCAAUGGCGGAAGACACUUUGAACCACACCAACGUCCAAAAAUUGAUUCACUCCGACGAAACUUUCGACGUCGUCAUUGUGGAAGAGUUCAUGAACCAAGCGCACAAAGCUUUCGCCACCCAUUUCAAAAGUCACUUGAUUGUGCUUAGUACCAUGGGUGCUAACGUCUGGGUUAACGAUCUAGUAGGAAACCCAACACCUCUAGCGUACGUGCCUGACUUCAUCCUCGGCUAUUUCAACCUGAUGACUUUUUGUGAAAGAGUUAUCAACACUAUUCACUACACCGUCAAACAAAUAGUCGAUCAUGCGUAUGUUCGUCCUAAGCAAGACCAACUAAUCAAAAAAUACUUCCCCAAUGGACCCAACGUGGAAGACGUAAUGUACAACGUAUCACUCGUUUUAGUGAACUCGCACCAAAGCACCAACUUCCCGGUACCAUACGUACCCCAAAUGGUCGACAUCGGUGGAUACCACGUCCAACCCCCGAAAAAACUACCAAAAGACUUGCAAGAGUAUUUAGAUAACGCCAAAAACGGGGUCAUUUAUUUUAGUUUGGGGUCAAACAUGAAGAGUUAUCUCAUGCCAGAGGAGAAACGUCAAGCUAUCAUUAACGCUUUCGCGAAACUAAAAGAGGACGUUUUGUGGAAAUGGGAAGAAGAUGAGCUCCCUGGGAAACCCACGAACGUGCGAAUUGCAAAAUGGUUGCCCCAGCAGGACAUUUUAGCUCACCCGAACGUGAAACUAUUUAUAACACACGCCGGUUUGUUAAGUACCAUUGAAACUAUAUACCAUGGGAUGCCGGUUCUGGCGAUACCUAUAGGGGGUGACCAAACUCUAAACGCUGAACAAAUUGCAAGUCAAGGGUUUGGAUUAGCGUUGUCUUUCCACGACUUAAAUGAAGAGCUUCUGAGUGAGAAGAUUAACCAGUUGCUAGGUAGUUCCACGUAUCGCGAUAACGCGAAAGUGAGGUCGCAGAUUUUCCAUGACAGAUUGAUGAGUCCCAUAGAUACCGCUAUGUAUUGGAUCGAGUACGUGAUAAGGCAUGGUGGUACUCGUCAUUUAAGAGUGGCGGCGCUGGAUCUACCGUGGUACCAAUAUUUUCUCCUGGAUGUUAUUGCCGUGCUAGGAAUAGCAGGCGCGGUGAUUCUAUACCUGACUUGCAAAAUUGCGAAAAAAGUGUGUCGUGUUUGUUCAAGGCAAAAGAAGCAAAAGUUGAAACGUCAAUGAUUUCUGUCUGAAAGUGUUUACACACAAAUGUGUUAAGUGAAUUAGGACGGUAAAAUCGACAACACAUUUUAGAAAUAAUAAAAGAUAAUUCUACUUAAA
Molecule: messenger RNA, 1676 nt
Organism: Zophobas morio
Lineage: Eukaryota; Metazoa; Arthropoda; Insecta; Coleoptera; Tenebrionidae
Product: UDP-glycosyltransferase UGT5-like
Exons: 4
Coding region: 27-1577 (516 amino acids)
Molecular function (GO): UDP-glycosyltransferase activity
Source: RefSeq, a predicted model, not a curated record